AUGUCUCAGUCUGUAGAGCAGUCCGACGGUAGAUUGUACUGUGCCGAAAACGCCAGCGAAGUGGUCCAAUUCGAUGCCGAUAACCUGAUCUCCGAUUUCACAUCACCAUCGCAACCGGAAGACUCCGUUAUCAAUCAACUCAUCGAUUCGGAGCCCCAUCACAUGCCCCACCCGGACUAUCUCCGUCUCUGUCAAGACCACUCCGUCGACCUCACUGCACGCCAAGACUCCAUCAACUGGAUCCUCAAGGUUCAUGCACACUAUCACUUCAGACCAGUAACGGCGUUUCUGUCUGUGAAUUACUUCGACCGUUUUCUCUCUGUUCACUCUCUUUCGGCAAUGACAUUUAUGUCCAAGUCCUAA
This is a messenger RNA of Ilex paraguariensis (yerba mate), 363 nucleotides long. The record is from the annotation of a GenBank genome assembly. NCBI's taxonomy places the organism in Eukaryota, Viridiplantae, Streptophyta, Magnoliopsida, Aquifoliales, Aquifoliaceae.